Chionomys nivalis (European snow vole) is the source of this 942-nucleotide messenger RNA. It is a transcript of the gene Lrrc52, whose product is annotated as leucine rich repeat containing 52. Lineage: Eukaryota; Metazoa; Chordata; Mammalia; Rodentia; Cricetidae. Gene Ontology annotation, cellular component: voltage-gated potassium channel complex. Gene Ontology annotation, molecular function: transmembrane transporter binding; voltage-gated potassium channel activity; potassium channel activator activity. The coding region runs from base 1 to 942 and encodes 313 amino acids. The record is from RefSeq and is a predicted model, not a curated record. The transcript has 2 exons.
AUGUCCCUUGCUUCAGGCGCUGGCCCCCAGUUGUUACUCUUUUCUCUAGGAAUGGGGCUGGUAUCAGGGUCCAACUGCCCAGUCAAUUGUCUGUGUCAAGCCCAAGAAGUAUCUUGCACAGGUAUGCAGCUAAUGGAAUACCCACUGAACAUUCCUCUCAACACCCGGAGGCUACUCCUGAGCAAUAACAAAAUCGCUAGCUUACCAGCUCUGCAGCUAGGAUUCCUCAGUGACCUUGUUUACCUGGACUGCCAGAACAACCGGAUUCGAGAGCUAAUGGAUUAUACCUUCAUCGGGGUCUUCAAACUCAUCUACCUUGACCUCAGCUCCAACAACCUAACCUCCAUCUCCCCUUUCAGCUUCUCGGUGCUCACCAACCUGGUGCGGCUGAACAUUUCCAACAACCCUCACCUGUUGUCCCUUGACAAAUACACCUUUGCCAACACCACCUCUCUGAGGUACCUGGACCUCAGGAACACCGGAUUGCGGACCAUUGAUCACGAGGCCUUGCACCACCUGGUGGCACUCCAGACCCUGUAUCUAAGUGGAAACCCCUGGAAGUGCAACUGUUCUUUCCUGAACUUCGCCAUUUACUUAUUAGUGUCCAAAUUGGACCACCCAGAUGGCCAGAACGCCACGUGCACGGAGCCCACUGAGCUGUCAGGGUGGCCCAUCACACGGGUGGGGAACCCUCUCCAGUACAUGUGCAUCACACACCUGGACCACCAAGACUACAUCUUCCUACUGCUCAUCGGCUUUUGCAUCUUCGCUGCCGGCACCGUGGCUGCCUGGCUCACAGGUGUGUGUGCUGUGCUAUACCAGAAUGCCCAUCGAAAGUCGAGUGGCGAUGACGCUGAAGAUGAGUCUGGGAAUCGGGUCACCGACCAGAUUUUUCGAAGCAACUCUUACUUCGGCCAGAGCCGAUUCCCUCAGCUGACCUAG